Acanthosepion pharaonis is the source of this 738-nucleotide messenger RNA. Lineage: Eukaryota; Metazoa; Mollusca; Cephalopoda; Sepiida; Sepiidae. The record is from the annotation of a GenBank genome assembly.
AUGAGUCGGUUAUAUGACAACAGACCAUUGCAAAACCUUCCUGUAAAGACCAUUAACUGGUCAAAAGUUUGGAAUCCCAGUCACUAUAAAAGUGGCCAUGGUUUCCUGCUUGAAGGUACACUGCUGAGGCGAUCUCGAUUUGCCAUUACAGACAAAGAUAAGAAUAAGUUUCGAUACAUUGUGUUGCACAUCAUCAUAAGCAAGGCCCAUCGACGCAAAUAUGACAGUUCUGGGAAAGAAAUUGAGCCAAACUUCGGGGAAACAAAGAAAGUCUCUACAGGAUUUCUUAAUUCUUCCUACAAAGUGGCACCAAAAGGUCAAACAGAUUGCAUGAGUGCAUCGCAAGUGAUUCCAUUGAUCUGUAAAGAAGAACUAGAUGUUCUGACCAUUCUCAGCCAACCAAUGAUUGAGCAAAACAACUCCAUGGUGUCUUUCUGGAUGGAGGAAAGUAAUGUAGACAAGAUAGAAAUACAAGAUGGAGAAACCAUUCGUAUGAGGACUGCUGGUGACUGCCCUUUUAUUGAAAGUUUUACGCGGAUUGAUCCAGGACUGGAACCACAGACAGUUGGCAACUACAGUGGAGGGGACCAAGUUGGUGAUGGUUGGACAUACAAAAUAAUGCAGUUGAAAUUGUCAGACACUGCAGAGGCAUCCGCAGCAACUGAUGGCAAUCAAAGUGGGUCCAGUGGCAUCAGUAGUGAAGGCAUGGGGGCAGAUGAAGACGAAUGGGAUGAUUGA